UGUCUGUGAUAUUAUUUUUGUUAAAUUUUGUUUUAAGAACAGAUAUUUUAAAUUUAAGUUUCAUGUUUUCAUUUUGUGCAUUUAUUCUAGCAGAGUAAAUUUUUUGUGAGAGUUAAUUGUUCAAUUUAGUUUUUUGUGUAAUAUUAUGUUUUAAGUUUUACUCCAGGUGCCUGUCGCACUUGAGCAGUGCGCAUAUUUCUUUUAAUGUUCUAUCAAUUUGUUUAUUUGAAUUGUGUUAUUGUUGAGUAAUUAUUGAAAUAUUUUUUAGACUGCCAUUAGAUUAAUUUUUUUUAAUGAGUCGAAAACUAAGCAGAAAAAUGUCAAAGUAUGAAUCGAUACUUAAAGUAGAAAUGAACAUUGGGUCAAGCCAUGAACCAACUAAGAAUAUAAUGAUAUGUAACCGUGGCUUAGUUGAUGGACUUGGUAGAAGUCAAUUAGUGAAAUUAUUUUCACAGUUUGGAACAUUAGAAAAUGUUGUUAUGUUGCCUUUCAAAUCUUAUUGCUUUGUUAGUUAUUUUAAUGUUGAUGAUGCAAAAAAAGCAUUAAAUAAUAUUAAUGGUAAAAAAAAUGCAUUAUUUGAUCAUCAACUUGUGUAUUUAAUUUACACAGAAUCAGUGCCAAAAAAUGUAGAAAUUAUUUAUGAUUUACCACCGGGUUUAGAAAUAAUUGAUAAUUUUAUAACAGAUAAGCAAGAAAUUUUUUUGCUCAAUUUUUUAAAUGAACGAUGGAUAAAUUCAAGUUGUAUGAAAAAUCGACAAGUGAAACAUUAUGGUUAUGAAUUUGAUUAUGAUAACAAUGGUGUUAAACAGAAUAGUUAUUGUGAUCCUAUUCCAAAAGAGUUUGAAUUUGUGUUAAAUAUCAUUACUUUAAAAUUAAAUUGGUAUCCAAAUCAGAUAACAAUUAAUCGUUAUUUACCUGGACAGGGUAUUCCUAGUCAUAUAGAUACUAGAGGAGUAUUUGAUGAUUAUAUUCUUUCUUUAUCAUUGGGUUCUGAUGUGGUAAUGGAGUAUAAAAAUGAUAUGAAACAUUGUAGUAUAUUAUUAAAAUCUAAAUCUUUAUUAAUAAUGUCUGGGGAAUGUAGAAAUUAUUGGACACAUGGUAUAACACCACGUAAAUUUGACAUUAUAAAUACUUCUAAUGGGCCUGAUGUAUUUCAACGUGAAAAUAGAACAUCAAUUACAUUUAGACGUGUUAUUUUAAAUAGGAAUAAUAUAAAGAAUAAACAAAAUUUGUAUCAAAUACUGGAAUGUGAUAAAACAUCAUCUCACGAAACAAUUAAAGAAAAUUAUAGAAGAUUAAUUCUUCAAGUUCAUCCAGAUAAAACUGUAAUACAAUCAUCAAAUACUGAAUGUGCUCAGUUGAAUGUUGCUUGGAAUAUACUAAAAAAUCCAAAACUAAAAAAGGAAUAUGAUGAAGAAAUAGAACAAAAUGAAAUUGAUACACAAGUUACAAUAUUUGAAUCUUUACAAUUACAAGACUUAGAAAAAAAUAUAGAUGAUGGAACACUAUUUUACAGAUGUCGAUGUGGUGGAAUAUACUUUGUGCCGACAUCAGAAAUCAUCAAUAUUUCUUCACCAAAACCUAUACUGUUUCCUUGUGAUGAUUGUUCAUUAUUCAUUGAAUUAAAUUUACCUGAACAUAUUACAUUUUCUUGACAAUAAAUAUUAUUAUUUAUUUUA
Daktulosphaira vitifoliae (grape phylloxera) is the source of this 1679-nucleotide messenger RNA. Its product is annotated as alkylated DNA repair protein alkB homolog 8-like. The coding region runs from base 294 to 1655 and encodes 453 amino acids. The transcript is spliced from 7 exons. The record is from RefSeq and is a predicted model, not a curated record. Lineage: Eukaryota; Metazoa; Arthropoda; Insecta; Hemiptera; Phylloxeridae. Gene Ontology annotation, molecular function: RNA binding; oxidoreductase activity; demethylase activity. Gene Ontology annotation, biological process: oxidative demethylation.